This is a messenger RNA of Stylonychia lemnae, 570 nucleotides long. Lineage: Eukaryota; Ciliophora; Spirotrichea; Sporadotrichida; Oxytrichidae. The record is from the annotation of a GenBank genome assembly.
AUGUCAGUCCAUUAAUCCUCUCUUAAGUCAACCUUAAUAGUCGAUGAUAAUGGAUAAGCAACUUUGUCAAACUAACAGGAAAAUUGGGAGUUAUACAGCUCUUGCAAAUUCGGAAAUACCUGUGCGUUCGCUCACGGAGAUUAUGAGUUACAAAAAAAAUCUCACGUUCCAUCUAAAUAUAAAACUAAGCUAUGCAAGUAGUAUCAUGAGGCACUCUACUGCCCAUAUGGAGUUAGAUGCUAAUUUGCUCACUCAUAAAGAUCUUUCAAUGAUGACUAAAUCACCAAAAAUAGAAGUUACUAAUAAAUGCUUCAAGAAAAUAUUGGGCAGAUGGAGACUAGACUUAAAAACUCACUCAACCCAGAUAUCCUUGAGUUUAGUAUCGUGGGAAAAUAAAAGUACUUAUUGUCAUUUAAAUAUCUAUUAUAGAUCGAGACUUAAGGUGUUUAAGAAGAUAACUUCUCUAAAGUCACAAAAUAGCUAAUCAUGCACGAAAUGCAAGAAAAAUCCAAGCAUAACGACUAAGCCACAAUUAAAGCAAUAAUCAUUUUUAGAAUCAAUGAGACCUGA